GCUACAUUGUUUCAUUCUUAAGGAAGGGGGUUAACUGAAAAUGUGAUUUACAUCUCAAUUUGGUCUUUUGAUAUGAUCCCUUUAAAGUUAAGUCAUAAUAUGUGUAUUCGCAAAGUGCAUCUCAGUUGUACAACAACACAAACAUGAACAUGAUUUUGUCAGGUCUUCUGGUGCUCAUGCUAUGUAUAGCACAUAGCAAUGCUGGAUAUUUCUGGGUUGACAUGGCAGACACUUGUAUUAAAGGUCAAAACAUGAACAUUUUAUCCCCAAUCCCUAAUGUUCUGGUCUGCAAGCUGAUUUGUGAAACAGAACCAUCAUGUAGGUCGAUUGAUUACCACUCUGGUAAUAAAGUAUGCCACCUUUCUGUCAAACAUUCUGGGAACUGGCAACUAAGCGCUCCAUGUUAUCUUGAUGGCUGGCAGUAUGCCGAGAGAAGAGUUCGAUCAUAUUGGACCUGGUAUGACCUGCCGAACACAUGCAUAAAAGGUCAAAACAUAGCUGCAUUUACGACUACUUCAUUGUGUGCAUGCAAAGAGGCAUGUUCAAAUUAUGGAAAUGGUUGGAUGUGUCGAUCAAUUGACUACAAAGCAUCAACCAAGACUUGCCAUCUGCAAGAAAAAUAUUCCGUCAAUACUGUGUUAAGCAGUCCUUGUUAUUUAAGUGGAUGGCUCUAUGCAGAGAGAAUGUACGUCUGAAUCUGAAUACGAUUACGACAUUGAGUGGCACGUUUUAUACCAAGAAACAAAUGAUACACAAAUACAGCUGAAAUAACAUUGUUAAUCUGAAAUUCAUGUAAUAACAUG
Molecule: messenger RNA, 803 nt
Organism: Owenia fusiformis
Lineage: Eukaryota; Metazoa; Annelida; Polychaeta; Sabellida; Oweniidae
Source: the annotation of a GenBank genome assembly